AUGGAAGACACUUCCUCUACUACGAAAGAAAAUGUCACCAAUAAUAAUAAUAAAUUAGCUUAUGUGGAUUUAUCCCUCAAAUACAUUCCAGACGAUAAAGAUAGGCUUAAAUACUUGAGGAGGUUAUUAAAUCCUGAGUUUCCUGGAAAAUCGAUCUAUGGGAUGAAACUGAAAAAGACCUGGGAAAGUUUUGGAAAUCUUUGGAGAAUGCGAAAGUUGAUAAUAAUUCCUUCAGCUAUCCGAGGACCUAAUAUUAUCUUUAAUGAGAAAAUACAUCGUUAUCAUAUUACCGGUAAUCCCGGAAUUGGCAAAACCGUUUUCGGAUUUUACCUACUUUAUUUGCUUUCACAACAAAAUAAAACCAUUGUAUACCACAAAGUUUAUCAAUAUCCAAUUCUCUUCAACAAUCAACAUACCUUCUGUAGUGAUAACAUCUCUGACUUUAAAGGAUACUUGGACAAUACAGAUGUCUUGUAUAUUGUAGAUGGUCAACCACCACUCCAAGAUUGGGAUGUUCAAUCAUCUCGAAGAAACAAAUGUCGAGAAUUUGUUCUCACGUUGGGAGGGAUUCCUCGAUUCAUCCUAGAAAAAGCUCAAGAUUCUUCUCAGCAAAAUCAUUUCGAAGAUGCAAUUAGCAAGAGGAUUUGA
Messenger RNA from Ambispora gerdemannii, 648 nucleotides. Lineage: Eukaryota; Fungi; Glomeromycota; Glomeromycetes; Archaeosporales; Ambisporaceae. The record is from the annotation of a GenBank genome assembly.